AUGACCGGCCAGUUCGUCCGAGCUCUCGGCACCGUCUACCAUCUCAACUGCUUCAGAUGUCAGGAUUGUGGCAAGGUGGUUGCUAGCAAAUUCUUCCCUGUCGACAGCGGUUCGCCCGAUGGAAAAUCUCAGUAUCCACUCUGUGAGACCGAUUACUUCCGGCGCUUGGGUCUUAUCUGUGCCAAAUGUGGCGGAGCCCUCAGAGGAAGCUAUAUCACCGCCCUGGACAUGAAGUUUCACGUCGAGCAUUUCACUUGCUCGGUUUGUCCAACCGUCUUUGGACCUCAGGAUAGCUAUUACGAGCACUCCGGUCAGGUCUACUGCCAUUUCCAUUACUCGACCAGGUUUGCAGUCAAAUGUACCGGCUGUCGGACAGCCAUCCUCAAACAGUUCGUAGAAAUCAACAGGAAUAACACGGACGAACAUUGGCAUCCAGAGUGCUACAUGAUCAACAAAUUCUGGAACAUCAAACUCGCCGUUUCCUCCUCGCACCCUCAAAGCCUCCAACCUGCCGAAAAUGAUCCUCCACAUAGCCACGAUACCAACUCUGAUUCACACUCAAUUGAUCCCUCCUCAUCUACCGCCGUCUCAACUCAAACCAUCAAAAGCUCACAAGCCUCUGGCCAACCUGAAUCUCCUGAAAACUGGCGAAAACAGGAAAAUUAUGAAACACCUCAAACUCUCAAGGAGAAACAGAAACAGAUGGAAGAGCAAGUCUAUCGGAUCUGGACCGUCCUAUCAACCUUUGAAGAAAGCUCUGCGGCCUGUAUCAGUGAGAUGCUCCGUCAUGUCAGCAGCGGUCUCUACCUCGAGGGCGUUCGGAUGGCUGGCAAGUUUGUCCUGCAUGUCGAAACCCUCUUCGCUGCUAUCGAUGACCUAGACGUGAUCUUCCGAAGUAAAAAUGCACCGGAGAUCUCCCACGUCCGAGAAGCCAGGAUGCUUUGUAAAAAAAUUGUCAACUUCUUCUCCCUCUUAUCACACACUCAUGAAACCGGGGCUCGCAAGAUGAGCAUCACCAAGGAGCUCCUCUCUCUCGUCACCGGACUGGCGCAUUACCUCAAGAUCUUGAUUCGAAUCGCUCUGACCAGUGCACUCAAACUAGAGCGCGAAUACUCUGACCGGAAUGGUAUCUUGCAAUUCUUGAGUCGGCUCGACCGUCUAGCAAGAGAUCCGGAUGCCUCGAAAGCCACGACUGGCCAACCAUCUGCUCAACCCGAGCGCACCGGCGCUGCCUCAAGCCAGAACCCCAACCCAUCAUCGGCAAAUGGCAAACUCCGACCAUAUGGCUAUAAAAGCUUGACAAGAGCCGUUGGGACACUGGUCGGAAAGGGCGAAGCAACGACUGACUUGUGUGAGGGGUGUAAGCAAACUGUCGAGGAGGAAUGUGUUCGAUUCGGGACCAGUGCCCGAUGGCAUACGGCCUGUUUGAAAUGUUCGACCUGUCACCGAUCUGCGAGUAAAGCCGACAAGCCCGCCAACCAGCUCACCUCGACCGACCAUCCUAACUCGAGCCAACUACCCCCACUUCCUGUGAAACGAUUCAAGGCUGAUGUCCAACCCCCUCGUGAAGGCACUCGGCUCAAAUUUCUCCAUAUCUACUGCGACGAAUGCGCUUCGAUGGCCAUUCAUACUCAGAACCCCCCCUCUAUCAACUUGAAGGACGGCUUUGAAUCUGUCACUCGUCUCGAACAAUACGCUUUCUUACUCUGUGUUGCCCUGAAUAAAUUGUAUGGCUUGCUCAAACAGCGGGGCAUUUUACCAGCUUCAGCAGACGAUCCCCGUUUCACCCAAAUGAAUGGCGACGAGAGAUCAUUAUAUGAUGCUUAUCGGAACUCAACUGACAUCAAGCGGAUGAAGUCUGUAGAUCUAGAUCGGAAGCUGUCGACUACAGCGCGUAUACCCCAGCGGUCAACUGUAGUAGAGAGCCCGUCAGGACGAGUAGCGCAAGCAACAAGCGAAUCACAACAACAGCAGAACGGUGGUGGACACGGCUCGACAUCGCUAAGGCCGAAUGAACCGACGAUUCGGCAAUCAACUAGUCGCUCCCCCGUUGGUCCCACCCGUCAGCUUCAGGAGCGACCACGCCCCAACAUGACACAUCCCACUCGAGAUCGUGAUUUCGUGAAUCUGCCACGGACCGAGCCCCCUCCUCGCCCACCGCCCACUCACCUCAACCUGAUACCUCAAGGCAAUGGCGCCCACCCAAAUUACCCCUCUUCGUCGACCCUGGUGACCUCUCCUCCAGUGUAUGGGGAUCUGAGUAAGCAACAGUAUGCUUCUGAUGUCCGUCCAGCGCUUGCCCGGAACCUGACCGCAGUCAGGAUCGUCGACGACCAUCCGCCGAACGAGUUGAUAGUCCGAGAUGAACCCCGACUGGGUAGCUCGACCAGUCCGGUCGGCCGAGAGCAGGGGAUCACCCUCGCAGACUUGCCUCGGGCUAUGGAGGCCGAGCAGUUUAAAGAACAGCGAAAACCUCUGCCCACCCAGGUCGCCACCCUUUCUGAACUCUCAGCACUCGAGUCUGUGAUCGUCAAGCACGUCGCCGCGCUGACCCUUGCGAGCGAGAGCUCGGCUAUCAAGGACGACACCUCACUCGACGAACUCUUGGAAAUCAUCGAGGCUCGAAAGGGUAACUUUUGGGGUAAACUGUUCAAGGGUGGUAACGACAAGGCUAAGAUUAAGAAAAAGGGUGUUUUUGGCGUGCCAUUGGACGUCUUGAUCGAGAGACAUGGGGUAGACUCGCUGCUAGGGGCCGGAGCAGGCCAACUACGUGUGCCAAGUUUUGUCGACGACUGUAUCUCGGCGAUGAAGCAGAUGGACAUGUCGGUCGAAGGGGUGUUCAGGAAAAAUGGGAACAUCCGCCGACUAAAGGAGCUCACCGACGCUAUUGAUCGCGACGACUCUAACGUUAACUUUAGCGAUGACAAUGCCGUACAACUCGCCGCCCUCUUGAAGAAGUUCCUGAGAGAUCUUCCCGAUCCUCUUUUGACCUUCAAGUUGUAUCAUUUGUUUAUUGCAUCCCAACGGGUUGACAAUGAUGCCGCUCGACGGAAGACAUUACAUCUGAUAUGUUGCUUGCUACCGAAAGCGCAUCGAGAUACAAUGGAGGUGCUCUUUGUCUUUCUAAAGUGGGUGGCGUCGUUCUCGCACGUGGAUGAGGAGACGGGUUCGAAGAUGGACCUGCAGAACCUGGCGACGGUGAUCACGCCGAAUAUUCUCUAUGCACGUUCGAAGGAUCCGACAAGAGAUGAAUCCUUCCUAGCCAUUCGGGCCGUCCAUGAGUUGCUGGAAUAUCAGGACGAACUGUUUCAGAUGCCUCCAGAGGUCCAUUUGAUCAUGCAAGACCAAGAGCUCCUGAGCUCGAACAUGAAUGAGAUCACCUCCAAAGACAUAUUGAAGCGGGUCGAAGCUCUGUUAAAAGCCAACCAUGGCAAACUGCGCCCCGCGGGGAAAGUGGGCACGGAACAUUACCGGGGUAGGGGAGAAGUGCAGCCACACCGGCCGGACUUGCAUGCCUCCUCGGUGCACCCGACAGAUGGGACGCGGGCCGAGCAGCAGCAACAGCAGGGCCCUGGCCGGCCGGCCGGGGCCCAGUUUGCCAAUGGCCAUCUUGCGGAACCGAACGGCUACCCCGGCUCCCCCGCCCUCGGCCCUUCCACACCGAGUCGACCCCUCGACCCCGCCACACAUCUCCAUCAUCAGCUGCGAGAAUCUGCCAUCAAUUCACCCUCUCACCAACGCCUCAGCUUCCAUCGCGACCAGACCGCUCUCCCUCCCUCCUCCAACGCCCCCCAUCCACCCUCAAACUCUUCCUCUAAACUCCCCUCACCCGCGUCAAUUACUAACCUGCCUCACCCUUAUCCCCCUCAUCCGCCUUCCAAUCCCAAUUCGAAUUCUUCCUUUGUCCCUAACGAUCACUCCUCGAUUGCGCCUUCUUCUUCCUCCUCCGCUCCUGUCAAUCAACGGCCUACCAUUCCUCUCGAUCAACGCUCGAUCAGUUGA
Puccinia triticina is the source of this 4002-nucleotide messenger RNA. RefSeq lists its product as uncharacterized. The record is from RefSeq and is a predicted model, not a curated record. The transcript is spliced from 8 exons. Bases 1 to 4002 code for a protein of 1333 amino acids. Gene Ontology annotation, biological process: actin cytoskeleton organization; signal transduction. Gene Ontology annotation, cellular component: cytoplasm. Lineage: Eukaryota; Fungi; Basidiomycota; Pucciniomycetes; Pucciniales; Pucciniaceae.